Chara braunii is the source of this 898-nucleotide messenger RNA. Lineage: Eukaryota; Viridiplantae; Streptophyta; Charophyceae; Charales; Characeae. The record is from the annotation of a GenBank genome assembly.
GUGGGAGCUGCAUCGAGCGUUGUACCGGUCGGUGCUGCUGGGCAUGUUCCGGCUUUGCGUGGUGCACGACGACCACAAUAUCGGCGAGCAUUUUCUCAUGUACUACGUGAUUACGAGACCCGAGCCUGAGCAGAAGGAGGGGACGGUGGCGCUGUAUUCACUCGGAAAGAUCGGAACAAACAGGCCGGGUCUGUUGGAGCUCAUCCGCAUUGAGCUAUUGUCCAUCGCCCAGGUGAUGGCCAGCGAGGAGACACAUUUCCAACUCCGGCUGCGCACACCCUCGGCUCCGCGGAGGAUGUACCACGCGGUCGUCGUACCAGAUUACCUUGCGCAGGCGAGGGAGAGGGUGGUGGACUUCAACGACGGGAAGUCGUUGUGGCCUCCCUCGUCCUAUCCCAAACCAGUAGCCCCGAAGACCCAUAGGAAGGCGCCCAAGAAGAGACAUCGUCAGCCAUCACCGGAGGCACAAGGAAGCCGAGUGGGACGCGGGGACGAAGUGGUCCAGCGACUCCAUCCCGUGCCAACGCGAAGUUCCGAUCCCAUUCCACAAAGCAAGACUACACCGAUUGAGGGACCUCCGUCGGGAGAGAGAGUUGGGACAAGCAGAUUGUGGAUACGCGGGAGCCAUCCGGAGCCGACACCAUUGCCACCGCUCCUUCCUGACAUCAACCUCGAUGGAGCCGGCUCGUCAGCACCAGAAGGAGGAGGAGGAGUGGGAGGAGUACCAUAUCCCGCAUCCAGACCCCCCAUCCUCGCAGGACCUUUCCGCUUCCGCCAGCCACCCCGGGGUGCCUCGGUCAUUGACCAAUGACCUUAGUAGUUCCUCCGAGCCGGACUGUCCACCCGAGAGACGACGAUUACAUGGCGGAGCCUGCAACAAUCAAGCUCGACGCAAUCG